GCGUUUCCUCAACUUCUUGGUUCAUCCUCACUAAGCUUAGAAAUUCUGGAAAUAGGGCAAAAAAAUAAGUAAAAAUGAGCUCAACAGCAGUUCUCUCCAGAUUAUCUACUAUUCGAGGAAGAUGCAAAUCAAUUCCUACAAUUGCUAACUUAUUCAAAUCAACCACCCCAUCUCCAGUUUCUUCUUCUACUAAGCGCAUUCCUCGCAUUUCAAGGUUACCUGUUGAAGCAAGCUGCUUACUUACAAUGUUGCCGUUGCACAGUGCGAUUGCUUCUGCUAGAUUACAGUCUGUAUUAUCUGUUGAUUCCCAGAAUUGGUGUUUAGUUCCUCAAGGAGACACAAAAAGAAGCAGCCACUUACCAGCCACAACACCAAGCCGUAAGCUACUGCCAGGGAGAGAAACAGAGGACCGUUGGGAGACAAGCAGCUUUUGUAUUUUGUUUGUAUUGCACUAAAAUAGUACGAGGACAAGAGUAGAUAAUUGUAGUAAUUAAGGCUAUGUUGCCAAUCCUAGUAAUGUAAUUGUAGUAUAAGAAGUAAGAGACUAGUAGGAGGAGGGUAUCCAGAAAUUUGUAAGAGGAACUUUGGAGAGUUAUGGCCUAAAGCCAUAUUUAUCUUUCGAAGCUUUAAGCUUAACAAUCAAACAACAACCUUUCGACUUAUUUAUUGUCUCAAACGCUAGUCCGUUGCAGUAAGACGUAGCUUUCAGACUGCCAGGUCUUAGAUUGAGGGUUUUUAUCUGGUGUUCUUUAAAUAGCAAGUAGCAAACAUGUUUUUUUGUUAUAUAUAUUUAUAUGAUACUUGCAUACGUCUGUUUUUCCUAAUAAAUGAGAGAACACUCAAGUCAGUAAUAAGUCACACUUGUUGCUUUGUCAUUUUCUCAAACGGAAUGAGAAGAUGAUUAAAGUAAGCUUUUCUUCCAUCUGGCCAGAUUAUAACCAUACUUGCAUUACCACCCCUAAAGAAAUCACCUGAGAGAAGACUCUUGUGAACUGCAUGUAAUGUUACUAUGUUAGCAGCUAGCUAGAUUCCAGGCAUCUUCAGACAAAGCUAAUAGUGUUUUUGCUGAUUGUGCUCUGUUGUGAUCUGGCUAUGGGAUACAGAUCACGAGAAUGUAUUUCAUUGAAAUUAAGUCAAAUGGACAUGUAGCGUGUUUCAGCAAUAGUUGAGCAUCAUCUUAUCAUGAUUUUUUAGGACAAUGCCAGUGUUUUAUACCUUUUAUUUAUUUAUUUUUUUAAUAAUAUCCACGACUCCACGAGUGUUUUAUACCUUUUUUUUCUUUAAAUAUUCACCCUUGCUAUCCUUGGAAUUGACUGUUUCAUAAAUUCUAAGUUGACUAAAAUCUCUGUUGUUUGGUUC
Chenopodium quinoa (quinoa) is the source of this 1359-nucleotide messenger RNA. RefSeq lists its product as uncharacterized. Lineage: Eukaryota; Viridiplantae; Streptophyta; Magnoliopsida; Caryophyllales; Amaranthaceae. The transcript is spliced from 3 exons. Gene Ontology annotation, cellular component: mitochondrion. The record is from RefSeq and is a predicted model, not a curated record. The coding region runs from base 75 to 455 and encodes 126 amino acids.